Cloeon dipterum is the source of this 1452-nucleotide messenger RNA. RefSeq names its product putative serine protease K12H4.7. Gene Ontology annotation, biological process: proteolysis. Gene Ontology annotation, molecular function: dipeptidyl-peptidase activity; serine-type exopeptidase activity. The transcript has 8 exons. The record is from RefSeq and is a predicted model, not a curated record. Bases 39 to 1409 code for a protein of 456 amino acids. NCBI's taxonomy places the organism in Eukaryota, Metazoa, Arthropoda, Insecta, Ephemeroptera, Baetidae.
UCGUCCUUCUCGCAGCCCCUGCGUGGGGGUUUCUGCAUAUGCCAAUGAUCCACCCGAGAUUGAGUCUUGGACCGGCCAAAAUUGAAACGGAUGCGUCUGAAUUCCAGUUCCAACAGCUUGUUGACCAUUUCCGGCCGUUGGACACUCGAACCUUUUCCCAGAGAUAUUUCAAGAGGAUGGAUAAUUAUGUGUCCGGCGGUCCCGUCUUCCUGUUCCUCGGCGGGGAGUGGGACGCAACAGGAGGUUUUAUUUCGAACACGUCUUUUGUCGGACAAAUGGCUGACCGGCUGGGAGGCGCCGUCUUCGAACUCGAGCAUCGCUACUACGGCAUUAGCCAGCCAAUCGGUGAUCUUGAGACAGAGAGUCUAGAGUAUCUGAGCAUCGAUCAGGCGCUGGCCGACGCUGCCAACUUCGCCCAGCAAAUUUCUCAAGAAAACGGAUUCACCGGGCCGUGGAUUAUUUGUGGCACUUCCUACUCGGGAAUGCUUGCAGGAUUCGCCCGGCAGAAGUACUCGCACAUUUUCCACGCCGCCUACUCUUCCAGUGGCCAGCAAGAGGCCAAAGUCGACUUUUUUGAGUAUCAUGAGAUGACAGGCAUCGGUUUGGGCAAAAUAGACCCACUUUGUCCUGGAUACCUUUCUGCAGCAAUGGACGAAAUGGUUGCUCGUAUCACAAGUGAUAAUCCAGAUGACGUUCAGUUUGUCGCUGAUUCUUUCAACCUGUGCCAAGAAUCGGAUCUGAGAAACCCGAAUGACGCGAUGUACCUGUAUGCAUUAGUCGCAAACCUUUUCGGCUCCGUCGUCCAAUUCGCAUUUCCUGGCUCGAUUUCCACCGAGUGCCAACUUCUGAUAGACGGCCCUGGCACCCCUUUGGUCAACCUUGCCGAGGUUAUCAAACAAACCUACCCAGUUGCCUGCCUCCCAGUUCACUACGACGAUAACAUGGAGUUCUAUCGCAAUUCCACUGAGGUCGCGCCAGGAAACAAUUAUCGUCAGUAUAUUUAUCAGACGUGUUUAGAGAUGGGCUGGUUUUUCACUUUGUCGGGAAAUUCUCCAUUUGGAAACGUCGUGCCAGCAGAAUACUUCAUCAGAAGCUGUGCUGAUGUCUUUGGUGAAAGCUUUAACCAAGAAUUGUUAGAAGCUGGAGUUGCUCGAACCAACUUGGAGUUCGGAGGCAAAGCCCCUGAGGUCACCAGGGCGAUUUUCACGCACGGAACUUUUGACGGUUGGAGCAAAGUAGCUGCAGAAACGGACAUCAACCCGGAAGCGCCGGUCAUCAUGAUUCAAGAUGUAGGUCACGCUGCCGAUCUGAUAUUUUUUGAUAGCGACCCGCCGCAGUUAAUUGAAGCAAGACAGCGAGUUGAGGCACAGAUUACAACAUGGAUUAACCAAUUUAACCAAAAGGCUUAAUUUUCAAUAAUUGUCAAAUGCAAAAAUAAAAAGUAUUCAGUCA